This is a messenger RNA of Coccinella septempunctata (seven-spotted ladybird), 4485 nucleotides long. RefSeq names its product sodium-dependent transporter bedraggled (gene bdg). The transcript has 13 exons. Bases 339 to 4412 code for a protein of 1357 amino acids. Gene Ontology annotation, cellular component: membrane. The record is from RefSeq and is a predicted model, not a curated record. NCBI's taxonomy places the organism in Eukaryota, Metazoa, Arthropoda, Insecta, Coleoptera, Coccinellidae. Gene Ontology annotation, biological process: sodium ion transmembrane transport.
CUCGUAUGCGUGGUGCCCGGUAAAAGUUUCAGUAUUGUCGUGGUGAUAGCGGGACCCAUGGUCGAGCAAAGUACAACUGGCUCGCAGCCGACGAGCUUCUAGUGGUCAACUACACCGUCGCCUCUUCCGUCCUCCGUGAUUGCACCACGUACGGGCGUUUUUUCCUAUUUUCCAAAACGCGCUUCGUAUAGGGACUUUGAAAUUCGAAAAUUCUGUUUUUUCGAGGUGUGAAAGUUGGUGUGUUGUGAGUGUGGGCAGUUCUUGGUUGCCGGGUUACAUUACAGAUUGCCUGACCUGGCCAGUUUCAUGUCCAUGGGAGAUGACAAAGAGACUUGACUAUGUCAACAGCUGAAGAACCAAGCGAUGACCUCAUUAACCUCUACGCCAUCCCCUCCCCUUCCAUAAUCAGUUCCAGGGACUCAGAGCCGGACUACGACAAUGUCUCCGACAAUCUCCUGGAUACAGAGCUUCCAGAACUGGAGCAGAAGCUACAGACUUACUCUCAAGUAUCAACAACGCAUUCCAGAAGCAGCAGCGUGGAUAUCGAGGACAUCCUCAUCUCCAUAGAUGACGACUACGACCUUCCCUCAAGGCCAGGACCUUCCAGGGAUUCCUAUCAGUUCUUCGAAGAGAUCUCCCUCAAAGAUCUGGAUACCCACGUGGAGGAGGGCGAGAACGUUGAAGCUUUGAGGAUUUUGGAUAGUCUAGACGAGAUUUUGAACGCUCAUCUUCGUGAAACUGAAGAAGAUUCAUGUGAACAUGACUGUGAUUGUUUGGACUCUGUAACGCAGCAGAGCAUAGAGGAGUGUUUGAGUGAAUUGGACGAUUAUUUGAAGGGUUUGGACUCCAGUUUCGAAUCUGACGAGGAUGAUGAGGAUAGGAAUUGCUGUUCUAAGAAUUCUCUGAAGAAUCAACUACCAACAGCAGACGACAGCUUGCCUGUAACCCCAAACAGGACAGAAAGCAGGGCGAGUCUCCGUAUAAAACUGAGAAAAAUCGAAGAAAACUACGCCAAAUACCUAAGCCUCGGUAGGGCAAACAGAAGUUACCAGAUUAAUGAGAGAAAGGACGAAAAUUCCAAGUGUAGAUCUCUUUCUGCAUCUUGUAAACGUCGAGAGACUUUGAGAGAGGUGCGUUCGCAGUUUGUCAACGCUUUGGCAACCCUACCAAAUAAGAGGAAAACCAGGCCGCAACUUUUGAGGUCUUCCCUGGUAGAAAACAAUGAAAACCCUGGUGAUAGGAGCGAAAUCAAGGACGUGCAUUCCCAAAGGCUCGCACACGCUUCCGCCGAGUGCUGUACCGGAACCGUCGUGGUCGAGGCGCACAGGGAAGCGCCUAACCGAGGCAGUAGUGCAGUGGACGCCAUCUCCGACGGUGAACGCGACGCUGGGGAUGAUAUGGCCGGUGCAGGUCCGAAAGAAGGCGGAAGUGGACCGGUUAGGACCUGGCUGAGGUCGUCCAUGAGGCAGCUGAGGCAUCUGAGGCUGCCCAGCGACAGCGAGCCCAUCAGGACCAACAGGGAAGGCACCUUACCAGAUUCCCCUUCCGACCCACCCCCAACAGUCAACCACGUGACGCAGCCCCAUCCAGACCCCCUGGGCAGCAUCUCCAGCAGUGCCAGACCCUUCAGUGCCCCGUCUAGGUUGUCGCGGUCGGUCAGUGGCGGCGCGUCAACGGAAACGACGCCUUCUCGGUCGCAGUCGCAGUUAUCUCGUAACAGUGCAGUGUCGCUCGGGCCUGGGGGGCAGGGGGGACGUAGCAGUUCGGCGUCUUCUGUGUCUUCGAGCGGUGGGAGCAGCCUUGCGUCGAGCUUGGAGACUGCGGGGACGACGUCAAGUGCUCACCCCCAUCCUAGGGGUCAGAACGCAGCGGCGGACGCUAGAAGACCAUGUGAAAGACCAAGAAGAAACGACAUGCCAGAGGCUUCAAGCCCUUUAGGACAAUGGCCGCACAGCUUAAGCUCCACCCUAGCUUGCCUGAGCUGCACCCUUGGCCUCUUCAACAUAUCAAGAUUUGCCAUACUGACAGUCCAUUUCGGUUCCAAUUUUAUCUUCCAAUUCAUGAUAUUGUCCGUAUUUUUCGGACUUCCCUUAUACACCCUUCAGAUGUGUCUAGGACAACAGCUAGGAGCUGGAGUCAUUGAUAUGUGGAGGAUAUCGCCUCUAUUUCAAGGAGUAGGGGUUUCCCUUUUCUUAUCCCAGGCUCUAAUAGGGGUCUACAGCAUCAUUGGGGUAUCGUGGAUGUUCGUAUACUUCAGAGAUUCCUUCACCACCAGGACUGAUACCUACAAGUGGGCUGAACCCUUCGUCUAUUACAGAAAUUCUCAUUACAACCCUCUCAACGCCAGCCAGAGGUUAGAACCAGGAACAGUUGCUGAUUACUUCAACACAGUGGUCCUUCAAAGGCAACAUUUGGCUUCCGGUAGUGAAUAUGGCACCAUCAAAUUCCAGAUGGCCUUCAACCUGGCCGUUGUGUGGAUGAUAGUGUUCGUGUCGCUGAGCAAGGGACUCAGAUCUUACGGAAAAGUGAUCUAUGUGUUUACUUUAGUGCCAGUAUUCGGGAUGUUCAUUUUGUGCGCCAAGAUAAUGGGAUUGCUGCCUCCCAAUUAUAUAAACCACAUGUUCCCGCAGUCUUCUUGGGAUGAAUUCUUCAUCAAUUCAAGGAGCUGGUUGGCGGCGGCCCAAGAAACUUUCCUCACUUGGGGCCUGUUGGGGGCAGCGGUCAUGCAAAUAACAUCACACAACAAAGAGAAACAUCUUCUUCAAAGAGAUUCUAGUCUUGUAGCUGUAAUUACUUUCAUAGUUUUAAUACUCGUCGCGUUUUUGGCCAACACCUGUGUUCACAUCUUGAAAGCUGCUGGUUAUUACUACGUUCCAAGUUCUUUUGAGAAUAAUAACUCUUACGUAUUUCUGAGAGUUCAGACUGAUCCACUUCCAACAAGUUUGGGGAACACCCCUAUCAAAUAUAUGAUCCACAACUCCUUCAUUUUGGGUGAGAAAGUCGCCAAGCCUUUCAUGGAUCCGACGAAGGAAAGUGGAUAUCAGGUCCUAAGGCUAGCGACAGAACUGAUUCCUGCAACGUUUGCUGUUCUUGGACCUGAGAGAAUAUCUUCUUUCUGGGCAGUGUUGUUCUAUUUCAUCCUGAUCCUGUUUGGUAUAGCCCAACAGUUGGCCAUAUGGCAUUGUGUUAUCACUGGAAUAAUGGCUAUAAAGGCUAGCGUAUUGAAGUCUUGGGAGACAACCAUUACUUUCUUCAGUUGCUCCUUUGGUUUCCUGUUGGGUCUUCCCAUGGCUACAGAGUUGGGUAUUUAUGUGGUCUACGUCUUAGACUACACCAUCGGAGGAAUGUGGUGGCUCUUGACAAUCAUUUUCUUGCAAAUUGUGGCUGUGUUUAUGGUUCGAGGAAGGCCCUAUAGUGGCGAUAACAUUGUCCUCGCACUUUUCAGCACGAAUGGGCAUUCCUGCAUCACCAGCUGGUUGCCCUUGCUUCUGACUUUCAUUUGGAACAUAGUACUUCCAGUAGCUUUGGUGGUGUUGUGCAUAUCGACCUUCAAAAACGGCCAUUUCAAGGAGAUGUUCAUAUGGCACCACGCGCCAGUCGCAGAGUACUGGCCCUUGAUCGUACGUCAGAUUGGAUCUAUGCUUCAACUUCUUCCGGUGCUAUGCGUGCCCAUCGUGGCGGUGAUACAAAGCUACCGCUAUCUUAAUAACGGACCAUCGGACAUUCUCGAUAGGAUCCAGUUGCUUUACCGUCCGCCUAUCGGCGAACACAUGGAUGAUUUGGCCAUCCAAGAAGCUGCGGCUGCCGCUCGUAUGAACAAUCAGAUCAGCAACAUGUUGAUAGAGGACCCACCGCCCAAAUACACGCCCCCGCCAUCUUACACCACAGCCACUGGGGUUAGGAUUGCCAAGUUUCUUCGCCAAAGUAUCAGGAGGAGCGUCAGGAGGUUGGCGAAUGUUCUGGGGGAGACUUCCAAUGUUAGACCACGAGCUGCGAUACCUCAACCUCAACUCCCACCUCCAGAUUACAGUGCAGUGUUGGUUGAAAUGAAUCAAUCUUCGUCAACCAUCACAGACACCCCCAUUACAGUCAUAGACGUCCCAGCACCAUCGAAUAACAUCAGAAUAUCUACUUUGGAAAGAUUGAGGACUCUUCAACCCAACCAAGGUUCAUCAGCUAUUACAGCUGCUGAAGUUGCUUGCAUCUUGAGGAGUAGCUUCAGGAGGAGUACCGUGAGGAGGAAUAGGGUUGGAGAGGAUCUGGAGAGUCAGUUCACCGACAAUAGUAUCGCUUCUUUAAGUGCUGAGAAUCUGAUAGAUUCUGCUGCUCCUAUUGGGGAGACCUCUUUGGUCCUUGACCACUUGCCUAAUAGUUCUGAUGAGAAUGAAGACAAAAUUACAACUGUGAUAUAGGAUAAGAUCGAUAAGUUAUAUUAGCUUGUAGGACGAGAACAUUGUACAUAUUGAAAUAUAAAAUUCAGACAUU